UGAGUUCUUAAUAAAUAUUUUAAAAAUUAUUUUGAUGGGGAAAAAAUACAUAUGUCAAAAAUUGUCAUAUAAUUAAGUUUUAAAAAAAAUUUAUGUACAUAUUUGAAAAAAAAAAAAUUCUUUUAACACUGUUAUUUUUAAUACGAAUCUAUUUUUAAUUAUUAAACAAUUAAGCGAGAAACAAAAAAGUAAAGAGAGAACAGUGUGAAAGAUAGACAGGUUUUUCAUAGUUAGCCAUCUGUUGUGACGUACUAGAACCAUUUGUUAUUAUUUUUAUUUUAAGAAAAAUUCUAUAAAAAAAAAACAAAAAAUAAAAAUCUAAAAAUAGUAAAAAAAGAAAAAAAAAUCACAAUAAGAGAAAAAUUGCUGCCAGUUAAUUAUAACAAUAGAGAAAUAACAUAAAUGUAACAGUAAAAGCCGAAACAAAACGAAGUGGAAACUAAAUGCAAAUUAAGGAAACCUGUGUUUCAGCAUUGCUUUACAAUUAAAUAGCUUACAUUACAAUAAUUCACUAACACCAAUCAACAAGUGAAAAGCUCCUACACAACUAUAAAAUAUAAAAAUCAACAAUAAUAUAAUAAACAUAUCCAAUUUACAGCAUUCAAAAAUUUACAUUUGGUGCAUUUACAGUUUAAAAUUAAAAUAAUAAAGGGGGUGCAUUAAAACAUACAAUAGACAGAACGAAAACGUUGAGAACGAAUUUUAUUUCGUAUUUGCAAUAAAAAAUCAAACAAUAUUUAGCUGGCAAAGCAAUUUUGUUUUAUGAAAUUUUAGCUCUUGUACAUAACCUAGUAAUAAACAAUAAGGGCCACCAACAAAAAAGAAAAAAAACGAAAAGAAACGAAACAAAAAACAAAAACCUUUUAUAUCAAUAAAAACAAGAGAGAAUGCAAAAAAUAAUACUCAUUAUAAUUAUAUAGGUAUAGGAGUAAAUUUUGUUAACAUACAAACCAACAAACAACAAUAAUUGGAACAAAAAAGGGAACAUUGUGGAUUUUCAUUUCAUAUACUUCAUAGUUAAUCGAAAUAAUUGGGCUAUAUAGGUCAGAAAAAAAUAAAUUUUGUUUUGUACAUACCGCAUGAACACGCAUCAUUCAACCAACAAUAUUAAUUUUUUCUUUUGUUUUGGAGCUUUAAAUUAAAAUUGAAAUUUAAAAUUAAAUUUUUUAUAUGAGGUGCAUUUAAUAUUUCAAAUGGUGAAUUUAAAUGAAAUUAUAAUUAAAAUAAAACAUCAUAAAAAUAACGAAAAUAUUGUUACGAAUAUAACAUAAAUUAAUCAUAAUAGAACAGUAUAUAGGAUUUGUAGUGCAGCGCGAAAAAGAAACAAGAGGAAGGAGAACAAAUUUUCAAUAAAAAUGGAUGACUUUGAUAUUGAGGAAAUUUUUGAUAGAUCACAUCAGAAUACAAAUUGGUUAUUACCAUCAUUUGAUCAACAAGAUGCCAUUUAUUUGUCAUCAUCACGGCAAAUGCUGGAACCAAUUAUGGAAGAAACCUCUGAAGAUGAAGAAAGUUCAAGUCAAAGUUAUAAUCAGUAUGAAAAUAGCGCUUGGAGUUCAGAAUCUGAAACUGGAUCUGUGAUUAGAAUCGAAUUAACUAAUGAUCAAGAUUCGAUAUCAGAGAGAGGAUUAGCUUGCCCGGCAAAACGUGCUAGACGUGAUCUCGACUUAAAUUUGUUACUUAAUUCAUCACCAUCAUCACAAAAUCAUAAUGAAUUUAUGCAAUCACAAUUACCAUUAUCAAAAUUACCGCCACCAGUAUCUACGAAGAAUAUUUUAAAUAAUAAUAAUAAUAAUAAUAAUAAUAGCUUUAAUAAUCCUAAUAGUUUAAGUACGAAUACGAACUUAUCAUCGAUAUCUGCAUCAAAUAAUAAUUAUCAUAAUUCCUAUACGAUAAGUGGUCUUAUUGAUAGUCCACAAAAUAUACGAAAAUUUCAAUCACGAAAUAUUAAUAGUACUAAUAAUAAUAAUAAUAAUAGCGAUUCUUUAGCCAUAGGAUCUUUAUUGGAUUCACCGAUUGCUGACUUGCCAAUUUUUCGUAAACGUUUUGAUGAUUUUAAUAUAUAUUCUGAUUCAGAUAGUUUAUCAUAUAAUUCAUUAUCAAGAUCAUCAUCUUUAAUACAAUUUGAAUCACUGGAACGUCAAUUACAAAAUGAUUUAUCAUCUUCAUCAGUUGGUUCAUCACCAUCAUUAUUAAGUUUCGAUGCAACAACUGAAAAUUCAAAUAAUAAUUUAAAUUAUAGAGGAUCAAAUGGAAGUUUAAAACGUUUUGAAAGUAGUGAUAGUAGAUUACAUCAAACAUAUUAUGAUUUAGAUAAAAUAGAUUUUGAUAAAAAUACACCAAGUAUAUUAUUUAGAACAAGUCGAGCUUUAAGUGAGGAACGACAUUCAAAAAGUGAUUCAGAAUCAUCAAGUGAUAAUAGUAUUUUAUCACAUGAAGAACGUAUUUUAGCUAGACCAACAAGUUCACUAAAUCAAACACCAACUCAUUGUUUAGAUUCAAUUACAAGACGUAAUAGUAGUGUUAGUGGUAGUAGUAGAACAAAAAGUUCAGCUGAAAAUUUAUCAGAAGAUAGCGGUUAUUGUGAACAUUAUCAACCAUUACGAACAAAAUCAAAAAGUAUACCGAAUUUUGAAAAAUUCUGUGAAGAAGAUGAAUUUGAAAAUCAUAAAAGUUUAGAGAAUAUACGUUAUAAUCCGCUACCAUCAAGACGAAGUAGUGAUAGUUCAACAAAUAGCGAUGAUGAACAUAUGAAACAUUCCAUAAAAGAAGAUACGGAAAUUUUACAAAAUCAAAUGCAAUUUAAUAAUGAUGAUGAUUUUGAUAACAAUAAAAAGCAAGGCGCCAUUUAUAUUAAUAAAAAUAAUGAUGGCAACAAUAAAGAUAAAAAUAAUAAAUUAAUUUCAUCAAAAAUUACAAUUACAACAACAACUACAACAACAACAUCAACAAUUCCGGAGAAAUAUUCAACAAUAUCAGCAUUAUCGAUAUCAUCACUAUCACCAAUUUCACCGUCUAGUAUAACAUCAUCAUUAUCUUCAUCGUCAUCAUCACCAACAUCAUCAUGUGAUGAAGAUUAUUGUACACAAAAAUCCGUUAUUACAUUAAAAGUGCCAACAACAUCAACAUCAGCAACAACUACAACAACAACAAUAACAAAAUAUAAAACAAAUAAUAAUAAUAAACAACAAAAAUCAAAUAUUUUUACAAAUCUUGCAAAUGAUGGUUUUGCAAAUUGCAACAGCAACAAUAAUAUUAAUAAUAAUCAUCAGAAAAUUCAACGAAAUAAUAAAAAUAAAAAUAAUAAUGAUGAUGAUGUAGUUGAUGAUUUUAAUAAUGAAAAAAAUACGCUUGCGCUACGAGAAAAUAAUUCUAAAUCAUCUACUCAAUCAGCUCAAUUAAAUAAAAUCGAAUUGAAAUACGCAUGUCCACAAAAUACUCAUAAUAAUAAUAAAAGCAACAAUAAUAAAAAUCAUAAUAAUAUAAAUGAAGAAAUAUCAACAGCAUAUUCAGCUAUUGGAAUAAAACCAAUUUCUUCAUUAAUAUCAAAAUCACAAUCAUCGUCAUCAUAUUAUACAUCAUCACCAUUAACAACAGUAUCACCAUCAACAAUAUCACAAUCAAUAUCAAUUAUUAAAAAAGAUUCUAUUCUAAAUACAUCACCUCUGAAUUCAUAUUUUCCAACAAUAUCAUCCAGUUUACCAGAUGUUCGUGGCGAGGAGUAUUCAUUUAAUAUUAAUGAAGAAGAAAAAAUAAAUAAAGAAUUCAAAUACGAUCCUAAUUUAAAUCGUCAUCAAAAUAACAAUAAUAAAAAUAAUAAUAAUUUUAGAAUUGAAACAAAAAAUUUAAAUAAUUCUAAUCAAAUAUAUUCUAAAAAUUAUUCUAAUAAUAGUAACAAUAACAGUAAUAAUAGUGAUACAAAUAAUUCUAAUUAUAAUAAAUACAAUAAUAAUAAUAAUAACAAUAAUUAUUGUAAAUCGAAUAUAUCGAAAAAAAAUAAUAAUAAAUGUAAAAAUGAAUCGAUUGCAACACAAAAUAAAAUAUUUCGUAUAGAUUGUAUUAGUCCUGAACCGAUUAUUAAUGAUUAUGAUACAAUUAUUAUACAAUAUAGUAAAUCACAAAAUUUAAUUGAUAAUAAUAAUUAUAAUAAUAGUAAUUUAUUAUUUGGUCAGAAAAGUUUAAGUUACGAUCAAUUGGAUAAAUGUUAUACAAAAGAAUUUGAUUGCGGAAAUGAGAAUUUAUUGUUAGAUGACAAGUACUUAACUGAAAGAUCAAGUGUACCAAAGGAUUUAAAUUUACUUGGUAGUGAUAUUAAACUUUAUUCAGAUAGUGACAUUUACUCGCAUAAAAAAAAUAUAAAUAAAUAUUAUUGUAACAAUAAUAAUAAAAUUGAUGAAAGUCACAAUAAAACUGCCGUCAUAAAAGAAUCAUCGCAACAACAAUCAUCAAAACAAUUUUUCUUACAUCAUCAACAGAGUAGUAGUGGUUAUGAAAGUCUUGCAAAUUGUAGUGAAGAUAGCAACUGUUACGGUAAUAAUAGCUUUUAUAGUGAUAACGAUAAUUUUGAUGUCAGUGAAUUAUCAUUUUCAUGGAAUGAUACUACUGUCAUAAAGAGGGGAAAUAAUAGUGCCAAUGAAAAGAGAGCGAUAUAUGCUAAUAGUAAUCAAUGUUAUAACAACGAUAAUAAUAAUACUGGCGUAAUAUUAAGAAAUAAAAAUAAACAACAGCAACAAUUGAAACGAUAUAGUGGUGAAUAUAGUAAUUUUACUGGCAAUAGUAAAUCAUAUAACAGUGGUUUAAAUUAUAUGAAUGCAAGUUAUCAAGAUUUAACACUAUUAGAUUAUUCAGGUAAAAAUUUCAAUAGUAGUCCAACAAUGGACGGUUCAAAUUUAAAAAGAAGUUCAAGGGAAAUUAUUACUGGAAAAAGAAAUUCAUAUAAUGAUAGUGGUAAUGAAACAGCUAAAGGAAAUUAUUUGUUAGAUGAAAUUUCUGAAAAUUUUGAUAAAAAUUUAUCUAUAUUAUCAGAUCGAAAUGUUGAUAGUGAUAAAUUAAAAGAUUUUCUGGAUGCAGAAAAAAUUUCAUUUGAAGAAAAACCAUGUCCACCAAUUCGGCAUAAACAAUUAAAAGAUGUAAAAAAUGAAAAUUUACAAGCAGAACCAAGUCGACCACCAAUUAAAAAACCACCAAGAAGAAAUUUAAAAUCACAUCAAAAUAAUCAGCAAUUUAAACAACCAAAAACUUUUGAUGUAGAUCCAUCUAUUAUGAAAACAUCAUAUGCUGAAAGUUUGGAACGUUGUAAUUUUGAUCCUAAAGAAAUUUCAACACAAGAUCUUACAGAAGCAAUUAAAAAAGCAUCACAUCCAAUUCAUUCGACUCCAAUUAAACGUGGUUUCGUUUCAAGUACACCUAACUUACAUACGUUUAAAGUUGAUAAAGUUACCGAAGAUUUUGAUGAUCUUAAAAUAUCAUCAGCAUCGAAUUCAAUGCAAAGACUUCCACAAGAUAAAAAAUUGGGUAUUCUUGUGCCAUCAGGUUCUAAACAAUCUUUAGGUAAAAGUGUUAAUUUUUCUCCUGUUGUUGCUGAAUAUAGUUUUCGUGAUCGUUCUGGAUCUGGUUCAUAUGAUCCUGAUUCACUCGAAGAAAUCACUGAUUCAAUAGUUUUGGCUAAUACUGUAGCUAAUGAAAAAUAUAGUAAUGGUAUUAGUAAUGUUGAUGUUGUUGAUUCAAAUAGUAUUGGUUGGAAUAAAAAAGUUCUCAGAGAGACAAAUUUCGAAUGGAAUGCAUCUGCUGAAGAACAAAAAUUACCAUCAUCUGCAAAUGAUUAUCACAAUAAUGAUCAUCAACAACAAAACAAAAACAUGGAGAAACCACAAAAAGUGAUCGCAACAAUAAUAAAUAAUAAAAAUAAUAGCAAUAGUAAUACUAUCAUUACUACAUCUACUACAACUACAACAACAACAAUACCACAACAAGCUACAAAUAAUAAUAAUAGCAGCAAAACGAUUGUUCUAAAUAAUAAUGGAACGUGUACUGAACAACAUUUUCAAACUAGUUUCAGUAAGAAAACGAAUGCGAAUGAAGCAAGUAAUAGUAAUGAGAGUGCUAAUGUUAUUAAUAAUAUAAAUAACGGUAACGAAAUCAAUACGGUGAAUUUAAAGAAAAAUAAUAAUAAAAAUUUAAUUGAUAAAAGUGAUUUUGGUGAAAAAAAUAUUGAAAAUAAUAAAAAUAAAAGCUCCAAUAAUAUUAAAAAUAGUAAUAAUAAAUUACAACAACAGCAACAGUUAAAAGAAAAUAUCAAUGAUAAUUUAAUUAAUAAAAUAAAAAUGGAGCAACAAAAUAAUGUGAAUAUAAUUAAUUUACCAUCAAUUCAAAAUGGUAUUAAUUUCAAUGAAGAUCAUAAUAUUGAAAAUAAUAUUAAAAAUGUAACAAAAAAUUUAAUACAAAGUGAAAAAAUAACUAAUAAUAAUACCUAUAAUUAUAAUGGUACCAAAAAUGGUACUGCCAAUAAUAAUCAUAAUAAUAACAAUAAUACUACAGUGACAACAGUAACAACAACAAAAGUAAUAACAACACCAACUAAGAAAAUUCAAAAUUCAUCGAAAUCAAAUAAAACUUAUAGUUCUGCUGGUAAUUCACCACAAUCUAUUAAACCGGAAUAUACUCAAAGUCCACACCUAGCAACUACAGUACCAUUGAAUCCUGCACAUAGUAAUGAAUUAUUGAAUACAACUAAAUAUAAAGGAAAAUCUGAGGAUAAAAAUAAAUCAUUUUUAUCAAGAUUUGCUGGUAAUUUUAGAUUUUCAUUGAGACGUAAACCUAAAAAAACCUUACCGAAUGAGCCAAUGCCAACAUCUGUAACAGAACAACAACAAACUUUUGUUAAAAAUAAUCGUAAUAUAUUUGGUGGUUCAAAAAAGAAAUCAAUUGCUGAUGGUGCUGUUAAAUCAAAAUCAAAUUCAUCUACAAAAUCAGCAUCGAAUUCUCGUGAUUCACGUGAAUCACCUGAUUUCAUUUAUAUUCCAUUAAAGGGACCAAUUCCAUCACAUCAAAAUAAUCAAAUAAAUAUAAAUGAUUCUGGUAACAGUAAUAAUAUUAUUCAAAAAGAACAAGAAGACCAGCAACAACAACAACAACAACAACAACAGCAAUUACAACAAAAUGGUCAUAAUGGUAUUAUUGAAAAUACAAACCACAUGUUGAAUCAGGUGACUGGUAAACCACCUUUACCAAAACAACCACCUCGUGUUAUUAUUGGUGAAAAAGGUAUUAUACAUCACCAACAGUAUCAACAACAGCAACAACAAUAUCAAAAUAAUAACAAUAACAGUAAUAAUAAUAAUAUGAGUACUGAAGAUAAAUUACUAUCAAUGCAAUAUAAUCAACAGUGCGCAGGACAAAAUAAUGCGCAAUACAACGGCGAAUUUAAUAAUAUUAUACGUGAAAAACGUUCUAAAUCACAACCAAGAGAUGGUGAUACAUCAUAUUUAAUAAAUGUUGGUAACAAUCUUGGUAAAUUUUUAGACAAUGAACGUUAUUUUUAUUCAAGUGAUUAUCAGUUUGAUGAGACUAUGAACGGUAACGGUUCGUAUAAUAACAAUAGUAAUAAUAAUAAUAUAAAUAAAAUGAAUAUCGGCGGUGGCGGCGGUAACGGUGGCAUACAAAUGCAAAACGGUUGCAAUAAAUUACCGCAACAAAACGGUACAAAUAAUAUUAUAAAAAAUAAUUAUGAUGGUAAUUUUAAUAAUGAUUAUGUACCCCCACCAACACAAUUUACAGAUGAAAAACCACCAAGUGGUAAAGUACGUAAAAGUUCUAGUUCUGGUGCCGGUACAAAAACUGGUGGUGGUGGUGGUGGUGGCGUUAGUGGCGGUAAUGUUGGUUGUGUUACAAAUAAUAAAAAUAAAAUCGGUUUAAUUGAAACAAAUUUGGAUACACAUGAAACUGUUAUAUCGGGUAAGACACAAAGUCUUAUGGAAUUAGGACCAAAUCAUAGCACAAGGAAUUAUAAAAAUGCAAAUAUAUUAAGACAACAGAAUGAUCGUAUUGAUGACGAUGAUGAUGAUGAUGUUGAAGGAAAUAAUCAUCAUCACGGUAGUAUUAGAAGACCACAUAAAUCAAUGGAAUUUUUAUUGGAUAAAGAAAAUCAAAAAAAUGCUGCGUCCUCAAGUACUGAAUAAGAAAUUGAAUAUUUCCAUUAAGAAAGAAGAAAACAAUGAAUUCGAAAAUAAAAGCUUGGUAUUCGAGAAUAUUUUGAAGUCAAGAUGUCUUAUGAUAAUAUUUUUGUAAAAAAAAAAAUAAAGAGACGGGUCCUGCUCUUAUUGCUUUGAUUUGAAGUUAAUCAAAUUAUUAUUAACCACUAUAAGAUCUAAUUUCCGAGAAAUAAAUGUGAAGAGAAAGAGUUUCUCUUAAUUACAGAUGUCCACAUUAUGUUUUAUCAACAUUUUUAAUGAACACACUAAAUAUUUCUUAUGUAAUAUUUAAAUAGCAUUUUAUAACUAAAUGACUACUAUAUUCAUUUUGAAAAAAUGUUUUUCAUAAAUCUAAAAUCAUAAAGAACUUAAUAAUAACUUUGAUUAUAUUCUAAAUUUUUGAAAUAUACAAUUAUUAUUUUUUUUUUUUUUGUAAACAUUAAAUUGUGUUCGCAAA
This is a messenger RNA of Condylostylus longicornis, 8643 nucleotides long. RefSeq names its product probable WRKY transcription factor protein 1. The coding region runs from base 1356 to 8174 and encodes 2272 amino acids. NCBI's taxonomy places the organism in Eukaryota, Metazoa, Arthropoda, Insecta, Diptera, Dolichopodidae. The record is from RefSeq and is a predicted model, not a curated record. The transcript has 6 exons.